Molecule: messenger RNA, 603 nt
Organism: Acanthosepion pharaonis
Lineage: Eukaryota; Metazoa; Mollusca; Cephalopoda; Sepiida; Sepiidae
Source: the annotation of a GenBank genome assembly
AUGCGCCCUGGACUCGCAGAUGACAUCCAACAGAUCGACGAUGCUCGAAAGACCGCGGUCAUAGACAGGAAACUCUCAAGACUGGGCAUUGACAUCGCCUGCCUGCAAGAGACUCGUCUGGCUGACAGCGGUUCUAUCAGAGAGACCAACAACUCCUUCUUCUGGCAGGGUCGGCCUCAGGAUGACCCAAAGGCAACACGGCGUAGGCGUCGCUGUUUCGCCAACGUCCUCUGCAUCUACGCGCCAAAGCUCUGUGCCACCCCAGAUGUCAGGGACCAGUUCUAUGAGACCAGACGAGUCUCUUGCAGGCAGGCGAUGUCAUUGCCCAGUCUUGAGAGUUUCCUGUGUAUGAUUGAGGUCUUUCGAGCUGCAAAAGUGAGACUGACAACCAAGAAAAUACACCGCUCCAAAACCAAGGGCCUCCCUCGCAUCAACACCUGUCGCUACAAUGACCCUGAGGGCUCUCGCCGCUUCCAAACCACCUUUAGCGCGAACGUCGACACAUCCUCCUUCAGUGCCACUGACAUCGACAGUAGAUGGCACCACUACCGUGAUGCCAUAUACAUCUCAGCCCUUACUGCGUUCGUGAAGAAGGAUCGUUGA